AUGUUGCGAGAAGCCUUCUACUACCUCCUCGGAGGAGUGACGUUCCUGCCCCUCUGCGUCAUCGGCAUCUUCCUGCACUUCUACUUCAACGUGCCCAUCGAACACCAGUCAGCUUCACCCACGAUAGAUGCCGACGUCGAGCUCACCCACGAAAAGAAGCUCGCUGCUCUCGACCUAGCUGCGCGCAACGCUGCCAUCCAUGACGAGAUCGAGAAAGCCAAAGGCAAGGACCAUCCUCAAGGCGAUGCCACCGCUCCACCAGCCGCAAAACGCCUCGGAGCGGGACCGGCCGCCUCCUCUGCUCCCAAACCGUUCUCUUCCGGCUGGCUCACUGUGCGUCCGACGUUCGAGGCCGACAAGGACGCAGCGACGGCGACUGGAGCUGCCAGCAGUCCAGCCGUACUACCCGCUUCGCUCGUCGAGGGCGAGUCGGAUGCAAGCCAGGCUCACUCGGAAGACGAGAGCACAGCCGCCGAAUCUGUCGACGCGGACAAGGCAUCUUCGGUCGCGGUGACCAAGCCCAACGGUCCUAACGCUGGCACGGGAUACAUGUCACAGAUGUAUAGAGGCAUCCUCGACUACCGCAACAACAGAGCAGCAUCCAAGAAGCCGUCCAACGAUGCUCAUGCCCGCUCCAAGGAGUCUGCUUCAGCAUCAGGCGCAACACCGACGGGGACCGCUGGUAAGGAGAGCUUCUACUGCAUCCUCAAGUCGCCUAUCCUCUACCUCUACUCUUCCGACGACACUGCCAAUCCCAACACCGAAUGCCAUGCUGCCAUCGACCUUCGCGGCAAGCGUGUCAGCAUCUUUGUCGCCGGUCUCGGCGAUACGCUGGGCGAUCUCGACCCACAACAGCCUGCAACCACUCAGGCCACUAGUGCCGACGCCGAGCAGUCCGGAAAUGCGCCAGCCGAUCCAGAGGCCUUCGAUCCGUCUCAGGCCUGGAAGACAGCCAAGCGUGCAGCGAUUCGCGAUGGCGAGCUCUUCAUGAAAAGGAACGCCAUUCGCAUCGUUGGAUCCGCUCUCGGUCGCAACUCUUCGUCCAAACGUGCUUCCAAGCUGAGCCAAAAGAGGCCGCAAUGGUUCAUCUUCUGCAAGAACAACUACGUCAUGGAGGAUUGGUAUCAUGCGCUGCUGCAGGCUUCUCUCACGCCGGAUCCUAGCCUAUCGACCAGUCUGUCGGAAAACAGUUCCGCCGACCCGCUCUCCCAGAUCUUUGCCAAACUCGACGAUCCAAUAGGUCCCACUUUCUCUCAGGAAGACAUGGCAUCCCUACUCGUCUCCCUCGACAGCUUCCCAGAUCCUCUUCCGCUACGAUGGCUCAACGCCCUAGUAGGACGUAUCUUCUUCUCGGUCUAUCGCACAGCGUGGCUCGAAGACUAUAUUGUGUCCAAGAUGAUGAAGAAGAUCAACCGCGUCAAGACGCCAGGUUUUCUCAACGAUAUCAAGGUCGUCGAAGUCGAUGUCGGCCGACGCGCUCCAGGCUUCAGCCGUCCCAUGCUCAAAGCCCUCACCAGCGAAGGAGAAGCCAGCAUGGAGGUCGCUGUCCACUACGUCGGCGAGGUGCGAAUCACCAUCUCCUGCACUCUCACGUUGUCGCUUGGCUCGCGCUUCAAGCCGUACACCAUUCCCAUUGUGUUGGCCGUCGUGCUCCGGUCCCUAGAGGGCAAUCUGCUACUUCACGUCAAACGCCCACCCAGCAACCGUCUCUGGUUCGGCUUCACUACCCUGCCCAAGAUGGACAUCGACGUCGAGCCCGUGGUCAGCGAGAGGAAGGUGCAAUGGGGCAUGGUCACGCGCCUCAUCGAGAGCAGGAUAAGGGAGCUCCUGACCGAAUCCAUUGUCGUUCCCAACAUGGACGACAUCUCCUUCUUUAACACGCGCUCGCUGCCUCUGCGUGGAGGCAUCUUCGCCGAUGCUGCCAAGAAGACUGAUCUGCACCGUGCCGAAAGCAACGGGACCUCAUCCACUGCAGCGACCGCCGCGCCUUCUGCUACCGUCACGCCGCAAAGUAAGGACGGCAAGACCAGUGCGCUGUCGAUCAAGACGUCAGAGCUGCUCACAGCCGACAGAGUUGGUACCGCUAGCGCGCCCGUCUCUGGUGCGUCGACACCGUCGACUGCUGAUCGAGCCGGAGCAUCGGCUACUGGCGGUACCGUCAUCGGCGGCACUGGCGAAGCGAGCUCGAUCAGCACUGACGCUGCGUCCGAGAAUGCCUUGCGAAACCGCAAAGGCGGCCCAGAGGCUUCGAGCAUGUUGAAGGACCCGUCGCUACAAUCCGGUCGAACUUCGUCUCCUGCCGCCGCAGGUCUCAGCGAUCUCUUGAGUCGAGAUCUGGCAGCAAGCGCUGGCAGCUCGGGCACCUCACCUCCUCGCCAAGACUCGCAGAGCAGCAAACGAAGGACGUGGUUCGGAGGCGGACCCAAAUCUUCCGUCUCCAGCAUCAGCUCUUCGUCCGGCCUUUCUUCGCUCGGCUUGUCAUCAGCAUCGCUUGGGGUCAGGUCGAAUCGAGAGCACAGUAGCUUGGCGCUCGGCAACGCCAGCAUUGAACGCCCUUCGCAACGGUCCCAUUCGACUAGCAUCUCCGGGAAAACCGACUCGAAUCUGUCAGUGCCUACAGAUAUUCCUUCCCGCCCUGCAUCCGAAUCUGCGACCCGCCCCGCAUCCUCGUCCACGUUCGCAGCUUCUUCGAAUGACGUGGGCGGCGAAUCGCGUAGCGCAAAAGACGUUCCGCUUCUGUUGUCUCCUGCUGCUGCCAGUCUGCAGGCAGAUAAGACCCGCGAUGCAAAGGAAGGAGACGUAGCUGUGCAUUCGGAACCUGCAUCGAAGACCCCAUCCCUGAUCGUGUCGAGCGCCUCUGAGGCCGCGCUCGACCUUGAAGGGGCUGGGAAGCCUGUCAAGUCGAAUCUCGACACGAUAGCUGGCCUGGACGCGCCUUCACAGCACGACGAUGAGCACGAUUUCGUCGACAGUCCUGCCAGCCUCACCCACAGUGCCAGGUCGUCUAUUCGCAGCUUGAAGUCGGAUGCCAUCCAUGCAGACCUCACGGCCGAACCUGCGCCAGCAAGUUCGGCGGCGUCGUUGAAAGAACCCCUUUCCGUCACCUCCUCACGACAGACCUCUAAUGACUUCGAUGUGCAGCACCAUGGAUUCGGCACCUCGCUCGCUUCUGCGCAGAAAGGCAUGCCGCCUCCGCCUCCACCGCGCAAGCCAGUCAGCUCUGCCAGGGACGAUCGUAUCAGUUCGAGACAGGACGCUGCUUCAGCGCUUUCGAGCGUCCAUCGCAAUCGAUACGGCCUCAACGAUAGCGAGACGAGCCUGAACGACGGUUCAGAUGGCCCUCCAGGGUCGACUUCGGCAACGCUCCUGACUUCGUGGAAUAAGGCGAAAGCUAGCAUGGCGGACAAGGAAUCGAGACAGGCAGCUGCGCGUGAUGCGAAAGAUGCCAUCAAGCGAGGCUGGGCCAACUGGAACACCAAGCGCACCGAACCCAAGCGUGGACCGCACGGAGACGACGACGCCGAUGCAGCGUCGUACCAAUCCGGCAUGAACCGGUCGCAGUCCAGCCGAAUGUCGUUUGUGCCUGGCCAGUCGGCAUGGAUGGCCAGCAGCCCGCCCGACCCGACCAGCUUCGGUCUCGGAUUCGACAAGUCGAGCCCUGAGAACAAGCGCAGCACGCUGCGUGACAGGCUCAACUCGGCGACUCAACAAGGUGGCGCGCGACCGAAUCUGACGGACACCGACGAUGACAAUGUUAGCGUCCACUCCAACUCGAGCAACAGGCAGGCCUAUCGCGAUCUCAGAGCUUCGAAGAAAGUGCACGGCUUUGACAGCAAUGCGGCUGAUCGAGCCUCUUCGGUCACCUCGUCCAGACUUGCUUCGACGAGCUCGGUGUCGUCUGGCACCUCUGCGACAUCUGCUGGGGGCGCCACUAGUCCGUCCGGGCUGUGGGACGCGGAGGUGCCUUCGCUGACGCCUCCCAAGCUCGCCUUGCGGAAUGAUCGCGACGAUGACAAGAGCGCCGAGUCCAAGCGCAGCAAGACUUUGGAAAGGACUGUGAGCAAGGACCGGCCGGUUCCUGUCCCUCCUGGCUUGCCACAGCGCAAGCCGGGCAGCAGCAUCUUGCCGACAGCCCAAAGCGGUGGCGGUGUGUCCUUCAUCCCAUCAGCGGCAUCUGUCACGACUGGUCUGGCAUCCGCAUCUGGUCUGCCGCAUCUGGACAAUGCGACGCAAGAGCCUGAGUCUGCUUUCAAGGGUCAAGACUCCGGUCUGCGCAGGGGCUCUGCGUCUCAGGCGAGCAUCACGUCUCUCAAGUCUGACGAUGCCGAGCCGUCUCUACCUAAUGAGACGGAAAAGACGACGCCGGAUACCAAGCCUGACGCAUCACGUCCAGGCACCCAGCAGCGUCCGGACGAAGCAGCUGACGGCAGCACGAACAUGGCGCUGAGCCCAGAGCACAAGAGCCAGGAGGCAGUCAAGGACACAGCCGAUACCACUCCGGCACACGACGAGUCGACCUCUGCCAUUGAGCAGCCCGAUACCGCUGAGCCGUCCGAAAUAUCGUCGCCAACUCCCGAUGCAGGAAUCAAGAAGCAACCCGGUCGAGCGACCAUGAUGGCGAUCCCGGGCAUUCCGUCGAUGCAAAAAGCCGGUCCGCAGAGCUUCAGCGCUCCCGUGCCGCCUGAGCCGGUGCUUGCUGCGAAGAGCGAUGCAGAGACGUCACCGAGCGCGUUCAGGGCGAGCUCGCUGUUCAAAAUUCCCUCGUUUGGGAGUCCUGUGAUGACUGGUGGCAGCCCGAGCAAGGCGAUGCCGGGGAUGGGAUCGGACGGAUCCCCAGCGAAGCCGUCGGCUGCAAAGAGUCCGCCACCUGUCCCACUGAGACCGACUUCAGGGGACGAGCCCGAGAAUGUACCUGCCGCAGGGUGCGCGCUCGGACUGAUGCAGGCAGACGACCGCAAGCCGACAACGCAGGACACCGCUCCCCCAGCGAGCAAGAGCGGCGCUUCAGAACAGCCCAGCAAACAUUCUCCAGUCCACACCGGCAAAAGUGACCGCGCAGCAGCCGCCGACGACGACGACACCACUUUCGCAGAGGUGACUAAAGCCGAGGGACCCGCUGCAGAUCCAGGCUUCGAGCAGGCACAGAGCGACACGGGCGACACGGUCAAGGUCGGCACUAAGGAGGUCAAGCUUCCGUCCAAGAGGGAGGACGAGACGGUUGGGACCGAGGACACUGUUUGGCAGCUGCAGCUGUGA
Molecule: messenger RNA, 5256 nt
Organism: Kalmanozyma brasiliensis GHG001
Lineage: Eukaryota; Fungi; Basidiomycota; Ustilaginomycetes; Ustilaginales
Product: protein of unknown function DUF2404
Exons: 1
Coding region: 1-5256 (1751 amino acids)
Biological process (GO): phospholipid transport
Cellular component (GO): endoplasmic reticulum; ERMES complex
Molecular function (GO): lipid binding
Source: RefSeq, a predicted model, not a curated record